Molecule: messenger RNA, 2432 nt
Organism: Bombina bombina (fire-bellied toad)
Lineage: Eukaryota; Metazoa; Chordata; Amphibia; Anura; Bombinatoridae
Gene: MEOX1
Product: mesenchyme homeobox 1
Exons: 3
Coding region: 353-1099 (248 amino acids)
Biological process (GO): positive regulation of transcription by RNA polymerase II
Cellular component (GO): nucleus
Molecular function (GO): DNA-binding transcription factor activity, RNA polymerase II-specific; RNA polymerase II cis-regulatory region sequence-specific DNA binding
Source: RefSeq, a predicted model, not a curated record
UGUCACUCUCUCCUUACCCUGCAUUUGUAUUUAAACCACUAGCUCUAUGCUUUCACAUACUUCACAACAAACUUCCAGGGAAAGAUCACAAGCUCCUGUCUAUAUGACAUCCACAUCUGGCCCUGCAUGUGUGCUCAGUAAUAUUAAGAUGCUUAGAUUUUAAAUGAAUGACUGUGUGAUGCACAUUUUAUCCAGGAGGCACAAGAGGGAAAAAGAGUUUAAAAAGUUAUCUCAGGAGAAAUUUUAGCAGAGGUUGAAGAUAUAUAUUUGCCACAGUCUUUGGCACAAUUGACUUGAGAGGUUUUUUGGGGGUUUUUUUUUGGUUAAAGAAGGACAUUAAAUAUAUUUGCAUAUGGAUCCUUCAGCAAGCAGCUGUAUGAGAAGUGGCCAUUCAGCGGUACCCCUCUGGGGUUGUAUGCGGAACCCGCAGGGAGACCUGGGUCCGAAUUCAGCAUUGCACCCCUAUCAGCAAGUUUCAUUUUCUUUCCACCAAAAACCUGACUUUGCUGCAUAUUCAGAUUUUUCUGCGUCAUGCUUAGCAACUGCACCCCACAGCUUCCCUCGCGAGGAAAGACUUUACGCAGAACAGCACCACACUUUCCAUCAUUCGGACUGGCACUUUCCUGCUACCGAAGCCAGGAGAAGACUAAAUCCAGAGCUGGCAUUGAGUUCGGGAGAGUUAGAAAACAGUAGCCCGAAUUUAGUAGACAGCUCCGGAUGUGUCAAUGAAGAUUAUGGGGUGUCAAGUGGUACACAACAGGAAACAGAAAAAAAGACUUUAAAGAGAAAAAAAGACACCCCUGAACAUGUGGACCCCAUAACCAGGCCAGAAACAAACAGUAAAGCCCGGAAAGAAAGAACAGCUUUCACCAAAGAACAGCUGCGGGAACUUGAAGCAGAAUUUGCACAUCAUAAUUAUCUUACCCGGCUUCGGAGAUAUGAGAUAGCUGUGAACCUAGAUCUCACUGAAAGACAGGUUAAAGUCUGGUUUCAGAACCGAAGGAUGAAAUGGAAGCGUGUUAAAGGAGGACAGCCUGUGUCACCCACUGAACAUGAUGCAGAUGACAUGGACUCCACAGCUUCUCCUAGUUCUGAAUAAAACUCUACAAUCUGCACAAACUCUACAUCAAAAACUUUAUAUUCCUAGGACCUCCUCUCUUAGGACCACAAGCUUGAUUUCCCAAGCUCGAUUUUUCUUUUUUUUUAAUAUUUUUUUACAGCUUUUGUAUAUAUCUUGGCUAUGAGAUCACAGUUUUGAAGAAUGAGUAUGUUGUUGGAUCGCCUAGCUUCUUGACAAGGACAACUGAACGGCACCCAACAUCUUGGCUACCAUAAAGUUUAUCUCCAUCUUUCUUCAUGUAAAGUGAAUGCAAACUGAACUAGUCAUUGGAGUUUGCUUCUUCAGGAUGAUUCCUCCUUUCUAGUAACAUGGAAAAAAACCUAAAAUAUAUUUUUUUUUCAUUAUGUUUUUAUUUUCCCUUAACCUGUAGUAAUGAAAGAGAAAGAAAUUGGUCUAAAGAUUUCUUUUAAUGUUUAUAAUUUAUGUCAUUAACCAUUUUUAUUAGAACACUACUCACUGAGCACUAUUCCGAAUACUCAGUAACAAUUCUGUGCUAAAAUACUAUUUAAAUAAAUUUAAAUUUGAUAUGUUAAAUAUAUUUUUGGAGAAGCAGACUUUGCCAGGUAAAUUUUCCAUUUGAGAGAAUUUUGUAUUCUCAGAAUUUAAGAUGCAACCUACAUGCCCCCAUACUAGGCACUAGGUUCCGCUUUAAUAAAUACAUGACACCAAAAAGGGGUUAUAAAGGCUGCAGCUUACUUUAUUGAACACAAUAAAUAAUAUAACCCUUACAUAGCCAAAUAAACAGUUAAAGGUUUUACCUAAAAUCCCAAGGUGCUUGCCCAGCCACAACACGUGCCCCUCCGUCUCAAUGAGAAGGGCACGCCCCAUUGAACGACAUCCUUCCCUGCCAAUCAAACAGGAAGUAUCAACAAUCUGAACUUUGAUCAAACCAUCAUAAAUAGGCAAGCACCCCCGCCACACCCAAGCUGCGACAUAUAAACCAAGCCAAAUAAAAAAAGGGGAGGGAGGGAGCUUCUCCUCGCAAGUUCUGGUCCAGACUGAUUUCUUCCCGCUCUUCACCGCCCCCUCUCCUCCUGAAGCCAAACCACCUGACCUCAGAAUAACCCCUCCACUUGUCCUCCAUGGGGGUCAUGUAUCCCUUUCUUCAAUUUUCUUUCAUACAGGGUUUCUCUAUAUGAAAAAACGUUACCUUUUCUUACUUUUCUUAAAAAUUAUUGAUCGACAUGCUUUCUAUGAAAAAGCAUUUAGCUCUCUUCCCCAAAACUUUACUAUUCAGUCAACUAUUUUAUUAUAUUACAUUGCGAGAGUAACUGUGUAAAGGCUUUUAUUAAUAAAACAUAUGGUUUUUAAA